Prorocentrum cordatum is the source of this 959-nucleotide messenger RNA. Lineage: Eukaryota; Dinophyceae; Prorocentrales; Prorocentraceae. The record is from the annotation of a GenBank genome assembly.
AUGGCGAGCUCUUUGAAGUCCGUGGUCUUCUCUGAGUCCACCUUCUUGGUCGUACCGCCCGUCGACGCCGGCCGGGAGCCCGAUGCCGGCGCAGGCGGCCCGCGCGGCUCCCGGCCGAGAGGGCGCGGCGCCCCCCGCGGCCGGAGCGGCCGCCGGAGCAACAGGCCAGGGGCGCGGCGGGCUGCGGGCGAGGUGGCGCCUGGUGACGUGGAGCUGUCGGUGCUGGCGGAGCGGCUCAAGGCCGCACCGCCGGCGCGGAGGCGGCUGCUCCUCGAGGCCCUGGGCCCGGCCGCGCGCAGCGCCCUGCAGGCCGCGAUGGCCCAGCCACCGGCCCCGGGUCCGGGCCGCGCGCGCCAGCAGAAAGAGAUCGCGCCCGGGGAGCGGGGGGGCGAGGGCCCAGGCCGCGGCUUCAUGCUUGCGCUGGGCGGGGCGGAGAAGGUGGAGUUCUUAGGUAUCGACGGCUGCAAGCUGAUUAAACCAGCCUUCCUGGUCGCAGAUUCGGCGGAGGAGCCGAGGGCCGACCGACAGUUCACGGGAAACGGGCCCUGCGCAGGCUUCAGAAAGGUGAAGUACCAGCUGUGCGCGGCGCGGCGUCCCAUGGACAGUGCGCUGCGGCUGCUGCUGCGCAGCCACGGCCUCUCCGAGGAGGACCUGCGGACGCUCCAGGCCGCGGACGGCAGUCCCGACACGGUCGCAGCGCUGGCGGCCGCCGCGGCCUCCGAGGAGCAGGCGCGCCUGCUGGCAGGCGGGCUGGGCCUGCACGGCCGGGCCGCUGCGGCCCGGCUGGCGGCGAGCUGGCGGCAGGCCGCCUGCGGCGGGACUGGCGCGGCCCAGAGCACGGCAAGCGCCGGCGGCGCCAGCGCCGAGGUCGUCAAGCGGCUUUCUGCCAAGCCACUGUGGAGGCGGCCCGGCAGCCCCGCGCGGCGCUUCCGCCUGCCUGGGCGGCAUGUGCCGGCGAG